AUGACGCCUGUGCCGGAGGGGCGCGGUGGGCUGCCCAUCGUGUGGCAGCUGCGCGACCGGUGUGUCCUGCUCGUUGGCGGCGGCGAGGUCGCGGCCAGCCGCGUUGUGCAUCUUGCCGCGGCGGGCGCACACAUCACCGUCCUCGCGCCUGCCGACGGGCUGCACCCUGAUGUGCGUGCGUGGGUCGACGACGGCACGAUCCAUGCCUACGUCGACGACGUGUACCGCGAUCCGACGCAGCUCGUGCGUGCUGCGGGGCAAGACUACGAUAUGAUCCUUACCGCCAUUGACGACGCCGCGCGCAGCCGUGAGGUGUGCGAAUGGAGCCGCGCGCGUCGCAUCCCUGUGAAUGUGGCGGACGUGCCGGACGAGUGCGACUUUUACUUUGGGUCCAUGAUUCGCCGUGGGCCCCUGCAGGUGAUGGUCUCGACGAAUGGGCGCGGGCCGCGCCUCGCACGCAUCCUGCGGCAGCGGAUCGAGGCGGCGAUCCCCGCGUGCGCUGGCGAGGCCAUCUUGCGUGUCGGCCUUCUGCGCGCCAAGCUGCGAGCGUACGCACCGGAGCCGGGUCUGGCGUCCGAGCGCAUGGCGUGGAUGUCGCGUGUGUGUGAUGCCGUUCCAAUUGACGCACUCGCGCUUGGCCCACACGCACGGUGCCUCGCGCUCCACGGCGCUGGCGCGCAUGGGCCCCGGUGA
Malassezia sympodialis ATCC 42132 is the source of this 693-nucleotide messenger RNA. RefSeq lists its product as uncharacterized. The record is from RefSeq and is a predicted model, not a curated record. The coding region runs from base 1 to 693 and encodes 230 amino acids. The transcript has 2 exons. NCBI's taxonomy places the organism in Eukaryota, Fungi, Basidiomycota, Malasseziomycetes, Malasseziales, Malasseziaceae. Gene Ontology annotation, molecular function: protoporphyrin ferrochelatase activity; precorrin-2 dehydrogenase activity. Gene Ontology annotation, biological process: siroheme biosynthetic process.